AUGCGUGCCGUUGGAAAUAUUCUGUCCGGAAACGAUGAGCAGUGCCAGAAAGUUCUCGGCCUCGAUCCCUUGUCGUAUUUUCCAACCUUGGCCUUCUUUUCCGACACGGAAUUGCGCGAGGAGAUUCUAUUCAUCCUUAGAGCCAGUUCCCGAAGUCAGAUGUGGGUGCAGGCCUUCAUUAACGUGGGACUGUUGGCUAAAAUAACUGAGAUUUUAGGGAGGGGAGAAAUGCAUGAAAAGGCAGUGGCUGCCAUGGUCAUUAGUAACCUCACAAUCAAUUGCAAUGAGGAACAGUUACUAGUUCUUAUUGCAGAGGAUAUCCUUCAGCCAUUCUGUGAUCUCCUCACCAGCCAGUUUGAUCAACUUUCACGGACUGUGCUGAAUGGCCUAAGAAAUAUGUUCGAGGUUUCCCAUUCCCUUGCGGAUAAGGUGGCCCAAACCAUCGAUGAGUGUGGCGGUCUGGCCAAAAUCGAGAUACUUCAGACCCACGAAGAUGUGCAAAUUUAUCAGCUAGCUCUCAACAUCAUAGAACGAUACUUUGGCUGUGAAACCUAG
Molecule: messenger RNA, 555 nt
Organism: Drosophila gunungcola (fruit fly)
Lineage: Eukaryota; Metazoa; Arthropoda; Insecta; Diptera; Drosophilidae
Product: importin subunit alpha-4-like
Exons: 1
Coding region: 1-555 (184 amino acids)
Biological process (GO): NLS-bearing protein import into nucleus
Cellular component (GO): nucleoplasm; nucleus
Molecular function (GO): nuclear import signal receptor activity
Source: RefSeq, a predicted model, not a curated record